CUGGAAAUGUGAAUUUCUCUUGGAGAUUAGAAUAAGAGAGGAAAAAAAUGUGCAGCAUUCUGACCGAGAUGCCUCUGCCUGACUUCAGGAGUGGACAAGAGGAGAAGGCAGAGGAUGCAGUAAUGUAAAUGUCUCCAAUGGAGAUACAACUGCGACCGAGAAUUUGGCAGCUGGUCAUUUUGUGGCUUUGGUUUGAGCGAGCACUGCAGGAUGUGGCUACAGGCACAAAUCCAAACAGCCCAUCGGUUUUUGAUGCAGACCUGAUGUUUGAGUUUUUGUUGGGUGGGGUGGAACUCAACCAGGACAACAAUAUUGUCCUCCUGGAUGAGGAGAUGGCAUCAAUGAGGCCGGGUCGGUCCUUCCUGACUCACAUCAAUGACAACAUUCCCAGAAGUCUGAGCUCCAUGGAGCAGAUGGUGACCACGCUGAAGACUCAGCGGAGGCGGCUGCUGACUCAGGAUCAGUUUGAGAGUCUGGUCCUGAGCAUGGUGCUCACGGCCCACCGGACCUGGCAGCAGCAGAGAGGUGAGGAUCGUGAGGCCUGGGGUGGAGUGCUCCUGCAGCUGGCAAACGUCACAGUGCAUGAACUACGUGGAAGCUAUCUCUUCAAUUAUACAUAA
Molecule: messenger RNA, 620 nt
Organism: Dunckerocampus dactyliophorus (ringed pipefish)
Lineage: Eukaryota; Metazoa; Chordata; Actinopteri; Syngnathiformes; Syngnathidae
Product: protein FAM180A
Exons: 4
Coding region: 129-620 (163 amino acids)
Source: RefSeq, a predicted model, not a curated record